This is a messenger RNA of Pecten maximus, 2166 nucleotides long. RefSeq lists its product as uncharacterized. The record is from RefSeq and is a predicted model, not a curated record. Bases 51 to 1904 code for a protein of 617 amino acids. NCBI's taxonomy places the organism in Eukaryota, Metazoa, Mollusca, Bivalvia, Pectinida, Pectinidae. The transcript has 4 exons. Gene Ontology annotation, molecular function: oxidoreductase activity.
CUGGUUGAAGAUUAACACAAAACUUCACGGGGAGGUAUCAAGGAGCAGAUAUGGCUGUAGGCAUGUUUUCUUUGGUAUUUUGUGCCAUGCUAUGCAUUGCCCAUAUUUCGCCCGCCGUGACGUUUGACAAAUUGUCAGACCUUCAGAUCGCCACCCAUGAAAAAUACCAGUUUACAUGUGGUGAUAAGGGUUUGUCUCUCGGAAGGGUCAGCAAAGAACAGGAACAGCAGAAUAUUAUCUCACUAAUAGACUGUCUGGGUAACAAUGGAAUUAAAAAGAUUGUACCAACCAUGAAUCAGGAAAAAGUUAAUAGAUUCAAUUCGGUGUUACGACAGAUGAAAACAGGGCAUUGGCGACUGAAGAGGCAGGUUUCCAAUGAAGCACAGCCCCGGAGAGAAGUGAGAAUGCUUUCACCUGCGGAAUGGGACCUUCUCAACGCGCGCUUCAAUAAAUUGAGGGAGAGUGGGUUCUACAAGACUAUCGUCGAUUUCUUUUCGGACGAGAGUAUAGCUGGAACUAACGGAGGGCCUGCUUUCCUUGGCUGGCACAAAGUCGUCCUGUUAUGGUUGGAAUUUUAUCUGCACGUUCCCAUCCCCUACUGGGACUGUACUCUGGAUUUCCAUAUAACUGACCCAACCAAGUCCAUAUUGUGGACGAAGCAAUUUUUCGGAAACGGAGAAGGAACGGUUAGAGUCGGAGGGUUUAUGAAUUUCACUGAACCAGACGGAACUCCCAUAACGAGGCGUAUUGGCCAGGCCGGUUCGUUAAUUGCGCGUGAAAACGUCGACUCGUUAAUGAGUAGAAAAAGUAACCAUGACCUGGUAUAUACGACCAAUAUAGCUCUGGAGGAGUAUCACAAUGGCGUCCAGACCUGGGUUGGUGGCACUAUGUCCGACCUCCUAACCGCUCCCUCCGACCCUAUCUACUUCUUCCAUCAGUGCUACAUAGAUAAGUUGUGGGAAGAUAUUCGUCAAACCAUGCAGAACCCAGAGAAAUACCCCUACGAUCCAAAAGUCACCAACCCACUGCAGGACCCAGAAAAGAUUCUGGCAAAGUUUCCAUUCGACAGUCGGUUCCCGUUAGUGAACAGUGACUCUUACACCAGGCAUGUGUCUGUACGUGCUUAUUACAAUACCUCACCUGCACAGGCCACACGGCCUUUUGAGUGCAACAAUCCGGCUUGGAAGCGAAGAAGUGUUCUAAUGUGGGACACGGAUCGAGAGUACUGUGUGACCGGACAAGGCCGAGAGGAGGAUUUCCAUGUCAUUCCAGACUACCAAACUAGUGCAAGGAUCGUCGCAAAGGUAUUUAAUUCACCAAUGAACUUCCCACUUGACUCGCCAUUGAAUUCUCCAUUACCUAAAAAACCGAAGAUUAAAUACGUAGCACCAUUAAAGGAUAUCCGAGCCAUAUAUAGAGCUGGAAAAUCCGUGAAGAAAAUCAAGGAAGCACCGAAAAUGAUUUCUACUGUGUUGGAGGCACUUUCAGAUCGGCUUAAAACGAACGAAAUCAAGACAGUUAACACCAUCGUACCAACUCCAUUCUCCAAUUCACCACAGUCAGCCAUUAACCCUGUGAGACGAAACAGUCAAAUGCUUGCCAAGCAGGCCAUGGCAUUUGGACAGAGACCUCGAGUUGUUAAAACCAUGCUUCCGCCGCCAACACGUCACCAACAGAAAGCCUUCCACUCACCUGUUCCACAAUCUACAUCUGCAUUGUCAAGUCUUGUUUUCAAACUUUUCCAGUCGCCAACUUCGAGUCAAAGCUAUUCCUCAGUCCGUUCACCUGUUGUAAAUUCACAAUCUUUUCAUACAUUCACGCCCACCAUUUCAAGACCCAAAGUGUCACAGACAAUCGGUGUGCUAGAAUCAUUACUAAGCCGUCUUAGAACAUUACCCCAUUAAGUCGAUCUUACACUACCCAUAAUUAUAACUCUAUGAUAUAAAACAAUAUUUUCUAUGCAGUGUGUGCUUAUAUAUAUAUCUAUGCCUGGUUUCCCAUUGUUUUGUAACAGACACGACUGUCCCUCUAAUUUACUACUUUCCCUAUACCGAUGUGUGAUUAAUUGUUUGUCACAGAAAAUGUUUGGUGCUAAAUUUGUUCCCGUCUUUGUAUUCAUUUGAACCGUAUUAAUAUUGUUAAAAAAAUAAUAAAAUAUAUUCUGUA